AUGUCUUUGAGUUUUUUCAAGGCAACCAUCUUCCUUUCUAUAUCUGGACUUGGCAUUGUAGGGAACACCUUUAUACUUUUGAAUUAUAUGCACAUGUUUAAAGGUUCCAAGAAGAAAUCUGUACACAUUGUAUUCAUCCACUUGGCUUUUACUAACAUCAUAAUGUUUCUUUCAAAAGUGAUACCAACAACAGCAGCCUUUGGCAUGGAGAACUUCUUAGAGGAUAUAGGUUGUGUGAUGUCUGCUUACCUAGAGAGAGUGACUCGAGGACUUUCCAUCUGCACCAGCAGUCUCCUCACCCUGGUCCAGGCCAUCACCAUCAGCCCAAGACACUCUGUGUGGAGAAAGCUAAAGCUUCAAUUUGUAUGGCACAUCCUUCUCCUAUUGCUGUUCUUUUGGAUUCUCAAUUCCUUGAUAAGCAUGAACUUACUAUUCCACAUAAAAAAUAUCAGCAGUAUGAACAUAUCACAACCUAGUGUAAGUGACACCUAUUGCUAUUUUGUACCAGACAAUUUGAUAAUGAAAUGGAUUUUUCUUAUCCUCAUGGUCUUAAGGGAUGCUGUGUUUCAGGGUAUCAUGAGUGUGGCCAGUGGUUACAUGGUAUUUCUUCUCCACAAGCACCACCAGCGUGUUCUCUACCUGCAGAACUCCAAUUUUCUCUACAAAACUUCUCCUGAGGUGAAAGCUGCUCACAGUGUUCUCCUUCUCAUGCUUUUUUUUCUUUUCUUUCAUUGGACAGAAUGUGCUUUUUCUGUACUUUUAAGUUCCUUCUUAGAGAGUAAUUCCAUGAUGCAAAAUAUUCAUGCAUUUCUGAAAGUUGGUUAUGUAAUUCUCAGUCCCUUUAUACUGAUUUCCAGAGAUGGAAACCUGGCUCAAUGUUAGCAUAGAAUACCCAUUUAUGAAAGUUCCAUAUCAUGGAUUUUAUUGCUGACAUAGAUUUCAUGUUUUCUAUUUUUUUUUGUUUGGUUUGUGGGACUGAAAUAGAAUCUGGCCCUCUUUUGAAAGAAAUUAGGUUAGUGGGGUCAUAAUCAAUAGA
Molecule: messenger RNA, 1036 nt
Organism: Dipodomys ordii (Ord's kangaroo rat)
Lineage: Eukaryota; Metazoa; Chordata; Mammalia; Rodentia; Heteromyidae
Product: vomeronasal type-1 receptor 3-like
Biological process (GO): G protein-coupled receptor signaling pathway
Cellular component (GO): membrane
Molecular function (GO): pheromone receptor activity
Source: RefSeq, a predicted model, not a curated record